AUGUUUCCAUUGAAGUCUCUAAAACUUACAUCUAUUUACUGUAUGAAAUGCUCGAAUUACCCGUCGUUUCGAAAGAGCUCUACUUUAGAAGAUGACGGCAAACGAUCUCCCUCGGAGUUCCGUAAGCGUAAUAACAAAUCAUUCGACUACAGUCAGAGGCGUGUUCGUAGCAUGUCCAAUGUUGGCCUGGGUCGGAAGGAGGAGAUAGAUUGGCGAGACGUGAUCUCUGAGGCAGAACAAAUUGUGGGCUAUCCGACCUCUUUUCUUAACCUCCGCUGGUUGUUCAACGAUGAAAUUGCCAACACUGCUGUGCAUUUGAGGAAGCUGGUCGGAACGAAUCAUCGACUGCUAAAAUCAGCAAAGAACCUCUUGUUAGGUUCCAAAAGCAAUCUGCAGUCCGUUGGUUUGACGAUUCUCCUGGUAUCGAAGGCAGCUGGCUUCGAUCCCCAGGGUUUCACAGCUGAUCAUUAUGAUUGCGGCGUCUUGCAUGCACAGAGAGGUUUGGCAGAGAUAGUGGAGAUGAAAAGAACAGGUCACCUGAUCCAUAAAGCGAUGGAAAAUCUUCAGAAUAAGAGUGAAUACGGGGAUAAGUACAAGGAUUUACUGUACGGGAAUAAAAUCGUUUUACUGACCGGGGACUAUCUCCUGGCGAACUGCUUACGAAAUCUCGGUGGUCUCCGGAACAAUGAAGUUACAGAGCUUAUUUCCACCGGCCUUCGGGAUCUGGUGGAAGGAGACUUCUUCGGAGAACGAGACGCGGAUAACAAUCCGAUGCUUACAAAACCAAAAGGCGAGGACAAUUUUCCUAGAUAUGAUUGGGAAAACGAAGACAAUUUAAAGAAAUUGGGUUCAAAUGAAUACCUUGGCCGAGGUAAAGAUGAAUUUAUUUUGAGGACAAUGCUGACCACUGGCAGCAUUCUCGGAAAAGGUUGCCAGGCUGCAAUGAAGCUGGCAAACCGAGGGCCAGAAAUGGAAAAGAACGCGUAUAUCCUUGGCGGACAUUUGGCAAUUAUGUGGCAAAUUUAUCUUGACGUAAAAGACUUUUUCACACAUCCUUACUCCUAUUCAUUAGCUGGUGCACCUCUUAUUAUCGCUGCGUGGGAGUACCCUCAAGUUUAUGGUCACAUUUGGGAGUCAAAAGUAGAGAAACAGCCAAUCUCAUACAAGAACUUGUACUACGCUGUCAGGAGUACGAGGAGUAUGGAUUAUCUGACGAAAUUCCUCGACGAUGAGUAUGCGGCUAUCAUGAAGUACACAGAGAAAUUUCCAGUGGAAGAUGCGAGAACUACGUUGCAGAAAAUGGCGACGACGAUACACGGUGAAACACUUCAAUAUAUGGAUGUAUGA
This is a messenger RNA of Arctia plantaginis, 1347 nucleotides long. Lineage: Eukaryota; Metazoa; Arthropoda; Insecta; Lepidoptera; Erebidae. The record is from the annotation of a GenBank genome assembly.